AUGGAAUUGCGGAACCGCGCAACGGGCAUUUCAAAGCCAGGUCAGCGCGGUGUUGACGUAGCCCUAGGGCCUACAAUUUACAAUGGCGAGCGCUACUCUAAAAUGAGCGAGCGCCUCAAACGUCAGCAAAAGAAUCCGUCCGAUAUUGCAGACAUCAACUCCCGACGGAUCAUGCGAUUGCAGAUAAUAGCAUUUGUGGUUGCACUGGUGUUUGUCUUUACAUUAGUUUCCACAAUGAUGUAUCAAGCUCAUAUUCGACGUUCUGGUCGCAAGCCUCUCAGCAUAUAA
Molecule: messenger RNA, 288 nt
Organism: Plasmopara halstedii
Lineage: Eukaryota; Oomycota; Peronosporomycetes; Peronosporales; Peronosporaceae
Exons: 2
Coding region: 1-288 (95 amino acids)
Source: RefSeq, a predicted model, not a curated record